Dermacentor silvarum is the source of this 2647-nucleotide messenger RNA. RefSeq lists its product as uncharacterized. The transcript has 11 exons. Bases 470 to 2491 code for a protein of 673 amino acids. NCBI's taxonomy places the organism in Eukaryota, Metazoa, Arthropoda, Arachnida, Ixodida, Ixodidae. The record is from RefSeq and is a predicted model, not a curated record.
CCCGACUCUCUGACCAAUGGGCAAGGACGACAGCGAACGCGAAUGCUUUUGUGGCUGACUUGCUCAACGUCGACCCAGCAUCAACUAGAGCGCUGGUGCAUCGUUCGCGAGACGAGAACGUAAUUCGAACAAAGCGUGCUCGAGAGCGUGUGACGACCUGUACGAAAGAGAAAGAGUUACUGACGUGUGCGUGUGUGUGUUGACAUUGUUGACUGUUCGAGUUAGCGACAGAAGAAAAGGGUGCCGAAGGAAGCAGAGGUGUCACUUUGGUGUGCACGCCUCCGGAUCUCUCGACUCGACUUCACGUUUACAAGAAAGGCUGCGACGUUUCUCCAGCUAACGAACGUCUAACACUCUCCACGCGUGGUGCCCGCCCUUGUUCGGAGGCUCGCUCGCCCCGCUGCCCAGCGCAGAAGCCGGCGGGCGGCAUGGCGGAGGCAGCAGCGGGAGCCGGCAUGGGCCCGCCGUCAUGGGCCUGAGGUUCCGGCGGCUGCGCAGAAUGUCCAGCGGCGAAGACGCGCUCACGCCGUCCUCUUCCGGCGCCCAGCCCCAGCAGCCGACGCAGGGCUCGGCGCAGCCGCCCACCAACGGCAGCUCGGAAGAAGAGGAGGCCUGUGACGGCCUGGCUGAACUGUCCCGGCCCGUCAGGCCGCUGCCCAUCAAGGACGGCUACCUGCACGUACUGUCUGGGGACCAUCUAUGGUUCAGGCUUUACGUGGCGCUGCACGCGGAACAGCUGGACGCGUACUACGAGGUCUCGGACAAGGUUCCCGUGAUCUCGGUCAGCCUGGCCGGCUGCGAAGUGGUCACGCCGGACAAGGUCACCGGCUCGGCCCCUGGAGAGGUCUGCUUCCCCAUACAGCUCGUCAAGAAGGAGAGUGCGCCGGUGUGCUUCGCAGCCGACACGGCGCAAGAGCAACAGUCGUGGGGCGAGGAGCUCCGGCGGAGGACGCAGGCGUGCUCCCUUAGCAUCCAGGGGCUGAACCUCGAGGGAUGCUCCAGCUUCCCAUCCCCGCCAGGAGUUCAGAGCAAGGUUCAGCUGGAUGAAAAUGUGCUCGCACAAACUUUGGAGCUUCUCGACGAACUACUCAAGAAAAAGUCGGAUGGCAAGAAGCUCAAGAAAGGGGAUGAGUCCAUGGGCAUGUCCCAGGACGUCGAAGAAGUGGAACAAGCCUCCAUCAUGGCUCACCAGGAGGCUCUCCGCAAGGCCACCCACCUGAGGCAGCGCAAGAUAUCCACCGAGCUCAAGGUGGAGACCCUGCAGAGGCAGCUGCGGAAGCCGAGCAAGAAGUCACAACCCCGGGCCAUCCCCGAGCUGCCAGAGGGACGCGAGCUGGUCGAGGAACAGCUCCAGGAGCUGACGCAGAAGCUGCGCCUGCUCGAAGGAAACCUGGGACAGACCGAGCGUCAGGCACAGAAAGUGCGUCGCGAGUGGGACAAAAAGAUGGAAGAGGUGUACCAGCACCUGUUCGAGAACAGGUACCUGUCGCCGGAAGACGCCUUGCGCGAGAAUUGGGCCGACUCAUCGGCGCCCCGCAUCCUGGUAUCGCGGACGCAGGACGAGGGGCGCUCGGGCGGCUCGCUCAGGGUGCGCGCCGCCAAGUUCAUGCCCUCGUCCCGCGCCAAGAAGAAGGAGGACGCCAGCCACAACGGCUCCAUCAUCAAGAAGUCCGCCUCCAACACCUCGCUCAACAACGGUGCGGGCAAGGCCGGCGACGAGUCCGAUGACACGACAAAGAGUUCGGACUCCAAGGAGAUGGAGGACACUCGCACCGCUUCCAAGAGCCGCCGGAGCCCGCUGCGCAUCAUCGGAGACUUUCUCGAGUCGCGCAAGGGUCGCUUCGGAAGCACGCACAAGAAGUCAUUCCGGGGCCGAUCCGAGUCCCAGAACAAGCGGCUCAAGGCGCACCACGGCGGAGGCGGCGGCGGCGGUACCGGCGCUGCCUUAGCGACGGUCGGCGCUACUGCAACGGCGGCCUCGUCAGCCGACGCCGCCUCGCUGUUAUCGGCCGAGGAACAGCACAUGGAGCUGCCGUACCUGCAGCUCCAGGAACAGGAGUCGCGCCUCGCGUCACCGGCCGUCGAGCACCCGCCUUCGUCGCACGGGGCGGCGACCGAGGGAAACGGCCACUCGGCGUGGAGGUCGGGCUCCUCGCCGCCGCCAGAGGAGCUGGCGUCGCCCGGCGGUUCCGAACCCAGGCGAGGAUCCGGAGGAGGGGGCACCGCCGAAGCCAAAGAUGGCGACCAUGCCGCCCUCGUGGCGGCCGUGGUGGCCAGGAAUGAGGAGCUGCCUUUGCUGCACACGGACAGCGGCAGCUGCUGCUCCGAGGACGACGCGCAUAGCCUCGACAGCGGCUCCAGGCUGCUCUCCGAGGACCCCGACGGGAACGUGCGCUGCCACAUCGACCCCGAGAUACUGGCCGAGAUCGAGGCCUUCGAGCAGAUGGCGCAAAGCUACCUGAAGCGUCACGGUCACGACUUCCCUUUUUGAAGACGACUGUUGUUUGUUCUUCUCGCACCCUUCUUGUACAUAGGCACAUCUUUUCUCACGUGAUAUAUAUGUUAAUCUGCCACCGUCUUUUGAAUACGACGACACCUAAAAUAAAAUUGUUAUUCACAGCUGGUGCACAACAGUGUUGGCACAAAC